AUGAACGACUCGGAGACCAGGGAUUUGAACCAUUUCAUUGACCUGCUUGAGCGUUGCCUGACGCUGAAUCCCGACAAACGGCUCACGCCUGCAGAGGCGUUACGCCACCCCUUUUUUCCUCAGAAGACGCACCCAUCCACCGCCGCCCGAUAG
Molecule: messenger RNA, 153 nt
Organism: Podospora anserina S mat+
Lineage: Eukaryota; Fungi; Ascomycota; Sordariomycetes; Sordariales; Podosporaceae
Exons: 1
Coding region: 1-153 (50 amino acids)
Source: RefSeq, a predicted model, not a curated record